AUGGCCGCUCCCAAAGUAGACUACAGCGUCUACCUCGUCACAGAUUCUACGCCCGCCAUCCUUGGCGAUGCUGACCUCGCGUCCGUCGUCGAGCAGUCUCUCCAGGGUGGCGUCACGAUUGUCCAGUACAGAGACAAGCACUCACCACGCGACCACGUUGUCGCCACCGCGCGCAAACUACACCAGAUCACACAAAAGUAUAAUGUGCCCUUUCUCAUCAACGACCACGUCGAUGUGGCGGCCGAGAUUGGCUGCGAGGGCGUGCACAUUGGCCAGGACGACAUGGCAUUCGAGGAAGCAAAGAGGCUGCUAGGCGAGGGCAAAAUCAUCGGCAUCACGGCAUCCUCCAAGGAAGAAGCCCUCAAGGCCGCCUCCCAGGGCGCGACGUACCUGGGCAUCGGCACCGUCUACGCCACCAGCACCAAGAAGGACACAAAGUCCAUCAUCGGCCCCGUGGGCGUGUCCUCCAUCCUCGCCGCCCUCGCGGCCGAGGGCCACGGCGCCCUGCCCACCGUAUGCAUCGGCGGCGUCAACGCCAGCAACGCCCGGGACGUCAUGCGCCAGACCGUCUCCCCACGCAAGACCCUCGACGGCGUCGCGGUCGUCAGCGCCAUCGUCGCCGCCCGAGACCCUGCCGCCGCCGCGCGCGAGAUCCAGGGCGCAGUCAUCGGCGCCAAGAUCCCCGAGGUCAUCCUGUCCAUUGCCCGCAAGGGCCCUCUGUCGCACAACAUGACCAACCUCGUCGUCCAGAACUUUGCCGCCAACGUCGCCUUGGCCAUUGGCGCCUCGCCCAUCAUGGCCAACUACGCCGAGGAGGCGGCCGACCUGGCCAAAUUGGGCGGUGCGCUUGUCGUCAACAUGGGCACGGUGACGCCCGAUGGGCUGAAGAACUACGUGCAGGCGCUGCAGGCGUACAACGCCGCCAAGCGGCCUGUCGUCUUUGACCCAGUGGGUGCCGGCGCAACCGCCGUCCGACGCUCGGCCGUCAAGACCCUCCUCGCAAGCGGCCACUUUACCCUCAUCAAGGGCAACGAGGGCGAGCUGCAGACCCUGCACGGCGUCUCUGUCACGCAGCACGGCGUGGACUCUACCUCCACCCUCAGCCUGGCCCAAAAGGCCCGUCUCGCGCGCGACCUCGCACGCACCCACGCCGCCGUCGUCCUCCUCACGGGCAAGACCGACAUUGUCAGCGACGGCACCCGGACGCUCCGCGUCGACAAUGGACAUGAGCUCCUGGGCAUGAUCACUGGUACGGGUUGCACACUCGGCACCACCGUGUCGGCCGCGCUGGCUGCACAUGGCCAUGUCGACCCCCUGGUGGCUGCGGUGGCCGGCACAGCCAUGUUUGGCGUCGCGGCAGAGAUGGCCGCGGCGAGGAGCGAGGUCCGUGGGCCCGGCACGUUUGUCCCUGCCUUCCUGGACGAGCUGUAUCUGAUCCGCAAGGCGUCUGCGGACGGGGACAUGCGGUGGCUGACCAUGGUCAAGGUGCAGGCCGUCGAGGUGCAAGAAGCGUAG
Molecule: messenger RNA, 1515 nt
Organism: Emericellopsis atlantica
Lineage: Eukaryota; Fungi; Ascomycota; Sordariomycetes; Hypocreales; Bionectriaceae
Product: Hydroxyethylthiazole kinase family-domain-containing protein
Exons: 3
Coding region: 1-1515 (504 amino acids)
Biological process (GO): thiamine biosynthetic process
Cellular component (GO): cytoplasm
Molecular function (GO): hydroxyethylthiazole kinase activity; magnesium ion binding; thiamine-phosphate diphosphorylase activity
Source: RefSeq, a predicted model, not a curated record